AUGCCACCAAAAGCCGACUGGGACAAAUACGUGCCUAACGAAGACGACGAUACCGCUCCUGAAAACAUCGUGCCUCUCUCAGAGGGCGACAUCCAGGUGCUUAAAACAUACGGCGCAGCUCCAUACGCCAGUCUGUUGAAACAGAUAGAAAAGGACCUCAAGGACAUUGAGGACAGAAUUAAAGAAAAUAUCGGCAUCAAGGAGAGUGACACAGGGCUCAGUGCCCCUCAUUUAUGGGAUGUGAUGGGCGACAAGCAGAGAAUGUCCCAGGAACAGCCUUUACAGGUGGCUAGGUGUACGAAGAUCAUAGAAGCAACCAACCCUACGCCAGCGGUGGGAAUGUUGGCCAACGCAGACAACAAGAGCAAGUACGUGAUCAACAUUAAGCAGAUUGCCAAGUUUGUGGUUGGGCUUGGCGAGAGAGUGUCGCCUACAGAUAUUGAAGAAGGCAUGAGAGUGGGUGUAGAUAGACAAAAGUACGAGAUCCAGUUGCCGCUUCCUCCUAGAAUUGAUCCGUCGGUGACGAUGAUGACGGUGGAGGAGAAGCCUGACGUUACGUAUGGUGACGUUGGUGGCUGCAAAGAGCAGAUUGAAAAGCUUAGAGAGGUUGUGGAGCUCCCACUCUUAUCGCCAGAACGGUUUGUCAAGUUGGGUAUUGAUCCACCUAAAGGUAUUCUUUUGUACGGACCUCCUGGUACCGGUAAGACGCUUUGUGCGCGUGCGGUGGCCAACAGAACAGAUGCUACGUUUAUUCGUGUGAUUGGAUCAGAGUUGGUGCAGAAGUACGUUGGUGAAGGUGCUCGUAUGGUGCGUGAGCUCUUCGAGAUGGCUAGAACGAAAAAAGCGUGUAUUAUUUUCUUUGACGAGGUGGAUGCUAUUGGAGGCGCCCGUUUCGACGACGGCGCUGGCGGUGACAAUGAAGUGCAGAGAACCAUGUUGGAGUUGAUCACACAGUUGGACGGUUUCGACCCUCGAGGCAACAUCAAGGUGAUGUUCGCCACCAACAGACCAAACACAUUGGACCCAGCGUUGUUGCGUCCUGGUCGUAUCGACCGUAAGGUGGAGUUCAGCUUGCCAGACUUGGAAGGCAGAGCCAACAUUUUCCGGAUCCACGCCAAGACCAUGAGUUGCGAUAAGGAGAUUAGGUGGGAGUUGAUCUCUCGUUUGUGUCCUAACGCCACGGGUGCCGAGUUGCGCUCUGUGUGUACGGAAGCAGGCAUGUUCGCCAUCAGGGCCAGGCGGAAGGUGGCCACCGAGAAGGAUUUCCUCAAGGCCGUCGAUAAGGUGAUCAAGGGUAACCUCAAGUUCUCAUCCACGUCGCAGUAUAUGCAAUAUAAUUAA
This is a messenger RNA of Candidozyma haemuli, 1341 nucleotides long. RefSeq names its product proteasome regulatory particle base subunit (gene RPT1). The coding region runs from base 1 to 1341 and encodes 446 amino acids. The transcript has a single exon. Gene Ontology annotation, biological process: proteasome-mediated ubiquitin-dependent protein catabolic process. The record is from RefSeq and is a predicted model, not a curated record. Gene Ontology annotation, cellular component: proteasome regulatory particle, base subcomplex. Lineage: Eukaryota; Fungi; Ascomycota; Pichiomycetes; Serinales; Metschnikowiaceae. Gene Ontology annotation, molecular function: ATP hydrolysis activity; proteasome-activating activity; ATP binding.